CUGGCGCUUGUUUCCGGCCGGACAGCCGAAAGCCACCGAUCCUGAACCAGCCGCCGGAGCCGGAGUGGCGACCGGGUGUGGAGCGGGCAAAAAGCCGCUGGGGAAGCCAGCCCCGAUCAGUCCCUUUUGGCUCCGGCUCCAGAUCCUGUGCGGAGCAACAGCUGCGGUCGCAGUCUCCACCACCGCCUCCGCCUCCAUCGCCGUCGGGGGAGGGGCCGGCCGGACCCCGGGGUCACUGGCGAGGAAUGAGGAGAGGCGGCCGGGCCCCGCGCUCCGCCCCGGCCUAGGGCCUUGCCCCGGGAGCCGCGAGGGUAGAGGCCUGAAUUUUGAACUUUGUUCUACCUACAUCCAGCUGCCUGAAGGUACUUAAUGAUCACAUGACCCUGGACAUGGAUGCUGUCCUGUCGGAUUUUGUCCGUUCCACAGGAGCAGAGCCAGGGCUGGCGCGAGAUCUCCUAGAAGGAAAGAAUUGGGAUGUGAGUGCUGCCCUCAGUGAUUUUGAACAGCUACGUCAAGUCCAUGCUGGGAACCUACCUCCAUCCUUUAGUGAAGGAAGUGGUGGCUCCAGGACCCCUGAAAAAGGAUUUUCUGACAGAGAGCCUACUCGCCCUCCCCGUCCCAUCCUACAACGGCAGGAUGACAUCGUUCAAGAAAAACGCCUGUCUAGGGGCAUCUCCCACGCCAGCUCCAGCAUUGUUUCCCUGGCCCGGUCCCAUGUCUCCUCCAAUGGUGGGGGUGGGGGGAGCAAUGAGCACCCCCUGGAAAUGCCCAUCUGUGCCUUCCAGCUUCCAGAUCUUACUGUGUAUAAUGAAGACUUCCGCAGCUUCAUAGAGAGAGAUCUCAUUGAGCAGUCCAUGCUGGUCGCCUUGGAACAGGCAGGGCGUUUGAACUGGUGGGUGAGUGUGGACCCCACCUGUCAGAGGCUGCUUCCUUUGGCAACAACUGGAGAUGGGAACUGCCUCUUGCAUGCAGCCUCCCUUGGGAUGUGGGGUUUCCAUGAUCGAGACUUGAUGCUGCGAAAAGCUUUGUAUGCACUGAUGGAGAAGGGAGUUGAGAAGGAAGCAUUGAAAAGGCGCUGGAGGUGGCAGCAGACACAGCAGAAUAAAGAGUCAGGGCUGGUAUACACAGAGGAUGAAUGGCAGAAGGAGUGGAAUGAACUCAUCAAGCUUGCCUCCAGUGAACCCCGAAUGCAUCUCGGUACCAAUGGAGCCAACUGUGGUGGGGUGGAGAGUUCUGAGGAGCCUGUAUAUGAGAGCCUUGAAGAGUUUCACGUCUUUGUCCUGGCCCAUGUGCUUAGAAGGCCCAUAGUCGUUGUGGCAGACACCAUGCUGAGGGACUCUGGAGGGGAAGCGUUUGCCCCUAUUCCCUUCGGAGGAAUCUAUCUGCCCUUGGAGGUCCCAGCCAGCCAGUGUCACCGCUCCCCUCUGGUGCUCGCCUAUGAUCAGGCCCACUUUUCUGCACUAGUGUCCAUGGAGCAGAAGGAGAAUACCAAGGAACAAGCUGUGAUCCCACUUACAGAUUCAGAGUAUAAGCUGCUGCCCUUGCACUUUGCUGUGGACCCUGGAAAGGGCUGGGAGUGGGGCAAAGAUGACAGUGACAAUGUCCGAUUGGCCAGUGUAAUUCUGUCUCUAGAGGUCAAAUUACAUCUGCUACAUAGCUACAUGAAUGUGAAGUGGAUCCCACUGUCCUCUGAUGCACAGGCUCCUCUGGCCCAGCCUGAGUCCCCCACCGCCUCAGCAGGAGAUGAGGCCCGGUCUACUCCUGAGUCUGGAGACUCAGAUAAGGAGUCAGUUGGCAGCAGCUCCACCAGUAAUGAGGGCGGCCGGCGAAAGGAGAAGUCAAAGCGAGAUCGGGAGAAGGACAAGAAGAGAGCAGACUCUGUGGCUAACAAACUGGGCAGCUUUGGAAAAACCUUGGGCAGCAAGCUCAAAAAGAACAUGGGGGGCCUGAUGCACGGCAAGGGUUCAAAACCUGGAGGGGUGGGGACAGGGUCCGGGGGAAGCAGUGGCACUGAGACACUGGAGAAGAAGAAGAAAAACGCACUGAAGAGCUGGAAGGGUGGCAAGGAGGAGGCAGCUGGGGAUGGGCCUGUGUCUGAGAAGCCCCCAGCUGAGUCUGUUGGUAACGGAGGGAGCAAGUAUAGCCAGGAGGUGAUGCAGAGCCUAAGCAUUCUGAGGACUGCCAUGCAAGGGGAGGGGAAGUUUAUUUUUGUUGGAACCCUGAAGAUGGGUCAUCGUCACCAGUAUCAGGAGGAGAUGAUCCAGCGCUACCUUUCUGAUGCUGAGGAGAGAUUCCUGGCAGAACAGAAGCAGAAGGAGGCAGAGAGGAAGAUCAUGAAUGGAGGAAUAGGGGGUGGCCCUCCUCCAGCCAAAAAGCCAGAGCCAGAUGCUGGGGAGGAGCAGCUGACUGGCCCCCCAGCAGAGUCCAAGGCAAUGGCAUUUUCUACUGGCUACCCUGGGGGCUUUACUAUCCCUCGGCCUUCUGGGGGUGGAGUCCACUGCCAGGAACCCCGGAGGCAGUUGGCAGGGGGUCCAUGUGUCGGGGGCCUACCACCAUAUGCCACCUUCCCCAGACAGUGCCCUCCUGGGCGACCCUACCCCCACCAGGACAGUAUCCCUUCUCUGGAGCCAGGCAGUCAGUCUAAGGAUGGAGUUCACAGGGGUGCAUUGUUACCACCCUCCUACCGAGUGGCUGAUUCCUAUAGCAAUGGCUACAGAGAGCCCCCUGAGCCAGACGGAUGGGCUGGAGGUCUCCGGGGGCUUCCCCCCACCCAGACCAAAUGCAAACAACCGAACUGCAGCUUCUAUGGACACCCCGAGACAAACAACUUCUGUUCCUGUUGUUACAGGGAAGAACUGAGGCGGAGGGAACGGGAGCCGGGUGGGGAGCUCCUGGUGCACAGGUUUUGAACAGUUGGAACACUGAAGGGCAAGGAGGCUGAACAAAGUUAAGCUCAACUAAUUGGCUCAUCAAGAACAGUCCCCAUGCUGAUGGGGCAAAUGCAGUAAUGUUUGUGGGAGCCUGGCUGGAAACUUUUAAGUAUGUGCGCACAGGAGUGCUGCCAGGUUGGCAGGAGCAGGUUGGGGCUGGAUGGCGCCUCAAGGGCUGCACUAUUUCUCUGCAGAGCUUGACUUUACGGGACUGAGGUGCAAGGGGGAAAGAUGGCGAUUCUGUCUUAUAACCUCCUGGGUCCCAUCCAAGGACCUAAGAGGAAGUAGUAUGAGAAGGUUUGGUGUGUGGGGGUGGGAGGUGGGCAGAAGUCUUGGGGAGAAAUGGGCAAAGGAAGUUCUCAGUCAAUAAAAAAUAGACCAAAGUUCAUUAGGUUGGGGAAAGCACAUGGUGGUGGAGUGGGAAGUGUGGAGGGGAAGCGGGAAAUUGGACACAUUUGCUAUUGAUUUGAAUUAAGGUAGACAUUAGGGUUGGAUAAAUUCUUCCCCUUGAAGGAUCUGGAAAGACAAGGCAGUGAUAUGUGCUCAUGGGUGCCUGUUAGGAGGUGGGGGUAGUUUAAAUCCGUUGGUUGAGAUGGGAAAGGGAGGAACUUAAAAGGGAAAUCCUUUUCCUCUUAAGCUUUAUUUCCUUGCAGUCAUGUGUCAUCUGUUACAGUUUGAGAAGAGUUGAGAAGAGAUUGCUGAUUACUCCCCAUCUUUUCCUCACCUAAAUCUUUAACUGUAUUUUUUUAAGUUCCCUGUGGGAAAGGGAAGAGCAUGGUGAGAAGAGCAGUCAUGUGUGUUGCAUUUUCUCCAGGUGAAUUGGGGCAGAGGUGAUCUAUUUUUUAACCAUAGCAAUAACCAUAUAUUGGGAUUUGAGCACACCUUCGGCGGGGCGGGAGGACAGACAUUUUAGCCAGAUUGUUUUAAACAAAACCAAAAACCUAAAUAGAGCACUACCAUCCUCUGUGGCUGCUGCAUUUCUGUAGAAAGAACUUAUUUUAUUGACUUUUUUUUUUUAAGGAAAAGAAACAAAAAGACCCCAACAAGCAAAAACAUUUUAAAAAAUGAUUUUUUCUCCUACUUAAGUGUUUCCUUCUCCUUUUUCUCUACUUUUGGAGAAUGAACUUUAACAUCCUGGCUUCUUUUGUUAAGCCAUAGCUGACCUUAAUCUGUGGUUAGUUUAUUAAAAUAAUAAAAAAUACUUUGUAAGAAGAGAUAUUUUUGAUAUUAGGACUGAUGUUGAAAUAUGGGGUGGGGAUUAGGGGCAAUUUAUAAAAAGGUAGAUAGAGACAUAUAUUUUAGUGAACUAUAACCACAGAGCACAGAUAACUCCCAAUGAGCUGAUCUGUCUUUAGAUUUCUCCCUCUCCUUGACCCAUCCCUGUUCUCCAGGGGCUGGGAGUGGGGAUGUGGACACAGUAGGGGGAGCUCCUUUGCAUUUUGCACAAAGCACAAGUCUGGACAGCCGAUGCUCUGGCCAGAGCCAUUUCUAAGAGCUUUAAACCGGAAGACCCAUCCUGGGCCAAGUUUCCUUUUUCUUUAUAUUUUUUUCCGGGAAAAAAAAAGUCAACUAUGCAAUUGUAUACACUCCCGGGUGCAUGUGAGGAAGGGGAAUAAGUGUACUUAAUGUGUCCAGAGUAUUAACAGGCUGUUUUUCUGUGUUUGGAUUUCUCUUUUGAGGUAUGUACUCAUAACUCAUCCCAUGGAAUGGAGUCCCCACAUUUGAUCUAAAGCAGUUGCACGUGCAUGUGCGUGCGUGCGUGCGUGCGUCUUCCUUCUUGGUACCCAGUCAUGACUGUCCUUGUUGGAAAUGCUCACGGUUUAGAAAGGUUCUUUUCUCCUCAACAAUCUCAGAAGUCACCUAUUUAAUUUCCUAUGGCUAUUAAUUCUUAGGGUUUUCUUUGAAAAUAGGUUUGUUUUAAGGAAGCAGUGAGAUUCCAAAGGAAGGGAUGUGUAUAUGUCUGGACAGGUCUGGAACCUGGUAUGCGAUGAGCACUCCCCUAAGGUGCAGAAUUUAAGGGGCUACCAUAAAAAACUCAUUCAGCAACAUACUUAAAAAAAUGCAGUAUUUUUAAAAAUUAUUGCAAAAAAAUUAUGUUGAAUAAAGUAGCGAAAUCUUACAGGAUCUGACAGGACUGGGAUUAGGAGGAGGGAAGUGAGGCUGAAUUGAAUAAGUAUGGGGAUGAAUCCUCUUUAAAUAUUUGAUACAUUGUCCAUCAUAGUUUUUUUACAUUAAUUUUGAUUUUUUUUUUCCCCAUGGAUAUUUCAGAUAAAGUGAUGAAUUAAUUUUGAUUUUUUAAAAAUGUUGCAUUAAAGUAGUAUUCAUCUUGGUUACUGGGUUUUUUGGGCACUCUUUAAAUUUUGUGCCCAAGGCGACUGCCUUGCUCACCUCACCCUAGUUACGUCCCUAUUUCUGUGAUUUGAACAACACUAGUGAGACCACCACUGUGUGCGCCUCCAUCCCCAUCACACACCAAACAACAGGUGGCUCAAACACCCUGAAUUUGCACAACUCACCUAGCUUUCCUAAUUUAGGCCUUCAUACCAUAGGAUGCUGGCCUGGACCAAUAGAAAUUAAAACAGACCAGGGGUUUUCCCAGAGAAGAAAGCCAGAAAAGUUUUGAUUCUCCACUGGACUGCUGUGUUUGGAUUUGAUCUGUUAUUAGAUUCUAGUUAAUACUUUUGUUUUUAAAAACUGAGGACAAAUGAACAAAAACAAAACCUUGUAUCAUGUUUGUUUUUGUUUCUAUUUAUAAAUUAGCCAAUCCCAGUUCCUUUUGCCUUCUUUUCAAAUAAAAGAUGGAAAUUUUGAAGGGUGGUCUAGGGAUUAAUAUGGUAAAAUGGGGCUUUAGGCCUUAUAGCUUUUUAUUAAGAAAUAAAUUAUUUUUUAUUUGGGAAGGUAACUAUUUAUUGAGACAUUGAAAAACCUCUCCAUUCUAAGGAUGAAAGACCCUGAGACAAUGGAUAUAUUUUUAUAGGAGAUAGCGAAGUUUGUUUUGCUUCAUUAUUUGGGGGAAGGGCUCAGUGGGAUGUUGGGGAAGUGAAGGAAUAAUGCCUGGGAAAUUAAUAUAGACUCAGCUUGGUUUGUGGUAUUUGGGGAAGAGGAGAGAAUAGAAGAGGCAAGCCCAUGCCUUUACUGGAUUGGGGAGAAGAAAAGAAGGGGCAUAGGACAUGCACUCAAAAUGGGCAGAAAAUUCCUUAGUUACAGAGUGAUAUGUGAGUGAAGAGAGAAGGCAGACCCUUUAACCGUAGGAGAGGGAUGAUACCAUCUCUCAGACUUAAAUUUAAGUGCACUUAUUUCCUUUAAUCCAGGGCAACUGGGGUACCUACUGAAGUUUUUAAUGGAGGGAGCUUUUCAGGGUUCUUGUUUUUCCCUUUUGAUGUUAGUGCUCCUCCCUCCCUGCCACGCUCUGCCCCGUCUCCAAUGGAAUAAGUAUUACUGUAGGAUAGGCCUCCACAUCUCCCUUAACCUAUGCUGCGUUUAUUGAAAGUUACGAGAUUUAACCAGAAGUUUUUCCCCCAUGCUGGUUUUUAUCAACAAAAUAAAAAGUUAUAUCAAAAGA
Molecule: messenger RNA, 6492 nt
Organism: Sapajus apella (tufted capuchin)
Lineage: Eukaryota; Metazoa; Chordata; Mammalia; Primates; Cebidae
Gene: OTUD7B
Product: OTU deubiquitinase 7B
Exons: 12
Coding region: 378-2909 (843 amino acids)
Biological process (GO): protein K63-linked deubiquitination; protein K48-linked deubiquitination; protein deubiquitination involved in ubiquitin-dependent protein catabolic process
Cellular component (GO): nucleus; cytoplasm
Molecular function (GO): K63-linked polyubiquitin modification-dependent protein binding; cysteine-type deubiquitinase activity; DNA binding
Source: RefSeq, a predicted model, not a curated record